UGGCGCGUGAAAUCUUCAACCAGAAGUGUGAGAUCACGUUCGUGAGCAGCAGCCGUGACCAGGUGGACCAGGGCAGGGACCAGGAGCACGUGAUCUUCCGCGUGACAGUGGCAAGGGCUCUGGACAAAAGUUUGUCGCUGGAGAGUCAUCAGUCAGAUGACGCCACGAGUCAGCACAACCACGACGACCCCAUGAUACCAGCCGUGACCUUGAACAAGGACCAGUUCGCCACAGCCUUCCCCUACCACCUGAUCUUUGACCAGACUCUCCGGCUCCGGCAGUACGGCCGGAGCGUGGCCCGGCUCUCCCCCGUCCAGCUCAGGGAGGGCAUCCUGGUGACGUCAGCAUUCCGCAUCCUCUACCCCCGGGUCAGCUUCACUGUCGACCACAUCCGGCGCUUCAUCAACGCCAUCUUCAUCCUCUCUGUGGGCCCAGGGGAGACGGGCGAUGGGGACAACGCCUUCAGCAUGAAAGGUCAGAUGAUCUGGAUGGCCGACACGCAACUGAUGAUUUUCAUUGGCUCGCCGCGUCUGACGUCACUGAAGGAGAUGAAACGGAUGAACGUGUACAUGGCCGACAUCCCGCUCUAUGACGUCACCAGGGAGAUGGUCCUGCUCUACCAGCAGAGGAGCGCCGAGAUCGACAUCACGAAAGAGCUGGACGAGACGACGGCUGAGUUGAAGAGAAUGUCACGUGACCUUGAGCUGGAGAAACAGAAGACAGAGAAGCUGCUGUACCAGAUGUUGCCGGAGAAGGUGGCCAACCAGCUCAAGAAUGGCCAGGAAGUUGAGGCAGAGAAGUUCGACCAAGUGACCGUCCUCUUCAGCGACAUCGUCAACUUCACGACCAUCGCUGCAGCCAGCUCGCCACUGGACGUGGUCAACAUGCUCAACGACCUCUACCACAGGUUCGACCUUCAGACCAACGAGUACAGCGUCUAUAAGGUGGAGACUAUCGGCGACGCCUACAUGGUGGUGAGCGGUGUGCCAGACAUCACAGAAAAACAUUCCCAGAGGGUGGCCAACUUCGCACUGGACAUGGUCAGUCAAGCGUGCAACGUGCUGUGUCCACACACGGGGGAACCUCUACAGAUCCGCGUGGGCCUGCACACAGGGCCUGUGGUGGCAGGUGUGGUGGGGGUCAAGAUGCCCCGCUACUGCCUGUUUGGGGACACGGUCAACACGGCCUCCAGGAUGGAGAGCAACUCGGUGCCAGGUCGCAUCCACGUCAGCCAGACGACAUUUGAGGCCCUGAGAGACCACGGCUUCCUGUUCCGGUCUCGCGGUGACGUCAACAUCAAGGGCAAGGGCGUGAUGACAACGUACUUCCUGGUGGGGAGGCGGGGCCACGCCUUGUCGGAACCUGACGACCAGCACGCGCGCCUGCCGCUCCUGAUGGCCGACAGUGACGUGGACACGGGUCUCCAUGACCUCUCCGUCAACGGUCACCGGGUGAACGGCUACAUCCACGACCUGGCAGGGAUCGAGCGCCUACAGAUCAACAACAACAGCAUCGAUACCCAGCACAAACUCCACAACAGCAUCGAUACCCAGCACAAACUUCACGUCUCGCAAAGUAAUCGAUCUCUUAAAGACAGUAAUCGAGUACAUGAAGAAGAGUCGAUCUUCGCCAGCAGGAAAUCGUUCAAUGACGUCAGCACGGAUCUGACACGCCCACAUUCUACUUCCGGCAGCAGAGACGCCCUUCAAGCAAAGUCGGUGCCCGCACAGCUGACGUCAUCAAGCCCCUCCGGCCACAACAAUAUUUUUUCUAACACACUGUCCUCGGGUGUUGAGGCCAAAUCUCGUGGCAACAACGAGACUUCGAGAUUUGACGCCUCCAUCAAAAACCGGCGGGUCAAGGACGAUGACGUAGGACGGUUUCCCAUGUACAGUAAAACGUGUCGUAUUUUGUGAUGACGUCAUCGACGCUGGUGCCACGUGAUGGCGCCUUAGAAAAUGAAUUCUAAAAUUAGAUUAGCCUGCGAUGUACAGUCCACUGAAGACACAGCGAGAUUUGAACCACGGACCAACUGGGGCGUCACGAGCCAGAAAACAGACUUUUUUUUCUGUCGACGUCAUGUUCACCAGAACACAAGGCCGUGUGACGUCAUGCUCACGUGCAACUGACGGUUGACAAAAGGCCUAAAAAUGGUGCCCACAAUACAGUUUUAAGUUCAUUCGGUUAACUUCAAAAGAUGAAUUUAACAACGAAAAGAAAGUUGAAUGUCUGUAACGUAGUC
Physella acuta is the source of this 2242-nucleotide messenger RNA. Its product is annotated as guanylate cyclase soluble subunit beta-2. Gene Ontology annotation, biological process: response to oxygen levels; cGMP biosynthetic process. NCBI's taxonomy places the organism in Eukaryota, Metazoa, Mollusca, Gastropoda, Physidae. The record is from RefSeq and is a predicted model, not a curated record. Gene Ontology annotation, cellular component: guanylate cyclase complex, soluble. Gene Ontology annotation, molecular function: guanylate cyclase activity.